Molecule: messenger RNA, 747 nt
Organism: Drosophila arizonae
Lineage: Eukaryota; Metazoa; Arthropoda; Insecta; Diptera; Drosophilidae
Product: PRADC1-like protein
Source: RefSeq, a predicted model, not a curated record
AUGCGACAAUGAGUUGGCAGCCCACAAAAUCCCAAGCAAUAUUUAGCAGCCGUGCAAUGUAUUUUUAUGUGCUUUUACCAACAAUAAAUUUACGCUAGUUAUGUUUGCAAAAUGUUAUUUGUUCUGAUAGCGAUUGCCAUUCUAAGCGGAUGCAUAGCCACGUCUACAAUCCACAUGCCCGUCACCACACAGGACAUCAUUGCCGGUGACGUGUUCUUCGAAAUCAUUUCGCCGCAAGAUCUGGAAUACACUUACCGACUGCGGCCGGCAAAGGACUUUGGUGUCUCAUUCAGCCAGAAACUGGAAGGUGUACCCCUGGUACUGGCGGAUCCUUCCGAGGCUUGCCAACCGCUUCGCAAUGGGAGAGAGAUGCAUGGCAGCAUUGCCCUUAUGGAUAGGGGCGAGUGCUCGUUCCUUACCAAAACACUGCAUGCAGAGGCCGCCGGCGCCAUCGGUGCCAUUAUCACCGAAUAUAAUUCGAAAUCGCCAGAAUUCGAGCUAUACAUUGAGAUGAUUCACGAUAAGACGAACCGUGACACCAAGAUUCCAGCUGGCUUUUUGCUGGGAAAAAACGGCGUGAACAUACGCAAAACGUUGCUCCGCCUGAAGCGCCUCCAUGCGCUGAUCAAUAUACCUGUCAACCUGACCUUCACCCCGCCAUCCAAAAUCAAUCAUCCGCCCUGGCUGGGCUGGUGAGUCCGAAAUGUGCGAAGUGGGCGUCUACGAAAACUACAAUUGAAAUUGAGA